This is a messenger RNA of Mustela erminea (ermine), 1568 nucleotides long. RefSeq lists its product as uncharacterized. Bases 691 to 1431 code for a protein of 246 amino acids. The record is from RefSeq and is a predicted model, not a curated record. NCBI's taxonomy places the organism in Eukaryota, Metazoa, Chordata, Mammalia, Carnivora, Mustelidae. The transcript has 3 exons.
CUCCCAACAGAAGGAAGCAGAGGUGGCAAUGGAGGGAGAGUGAUGGACUCCUGAGUCGCCUGUUGGAUCCAAACAGUACCUGGCACCAGAGGAUGAUCCUGGGCAAUCAAGUUAUGGAGGCAAUCCUGCAUGGUUUAAUUCCCUUCCUGGAUGCUAUGAUGGAGAGAAAGUCUGGACUGUGUCCUGAAGGAGUGUCAGCCUCACUCAUCAAGCCAAGGGCAGUGACGUAAGUUCCUUCGUCAGAGUAAUAGCUGCGGUUCUCCCGCAUGCCAGCACUUGGUUGUUGGCAAGGACCCUCAUCGUGCAGCAGCAGCUGCCAUUCAAACAUGCCAUGCCAUGAUUAUGGUCGCUUCUGGUUCAGGUACAUUGCUUGUAUAUAUACCACACCGUUCUAGUACGAUGGGCUCACACCUGCUAUGUAGCUAUCAGACUGGUGCAUUAUUCAUGGGUCAGAUGGAGACCUAUUUGGGUCCUGACCUUGAGGGAGCAUCACAAGGGGAAGAACAGCAGUCAAGAUGCAUCCUCACGCUGUCACGGCUUCAUCUUUCGAUGCUGGAUCAUGAUCUCAUGCCCAGAGCAGCAUGGCAACAUGCCUUCAGUGUCCAGAUGCCUUAUGAACUACAAGUUCUCCAGGUGCCGUGGAGAGUUCUCCUGGUCUCGGAUUCCGUGAUCUGUUGAGGGUCUGAAGAGAUGGCUGCAGCAGCAGUAGCUGGACUGAUCCCUGUGCUACACUCGGUGGCUGGUGACAAAUCCAGCUACUACAUUGGGCGGCAGCUGUGGUUUGGCUUCAUUGCGGUUUAUGGAGUGGUGGUAUACGUGGUGCGCAUGCCGUGGGCCUCCGUCCAUGAAGAUUUCUGGUGCCACGGCAACAUCACCAAUCCUUGUUUGAUUGAGUGUUUUGAAAAACGUUUUAGAAGUCCUGUAGUGGGAAUUUGGUACUUCUUUUUCUUUAUUUUUUUGGCCCUUUUCUUCCUCAUGGAAUUCUUCUUGGCUCAGAUUCGGCACAAGCAGAUCAAAGUCAAAUUAGUGGAGUCCGUGGCAAGUGAAAUGGAGGAAGGCUCCAUGGUGGGGAUCCAGGAACAUGUCCCUUCCCCGAAGAAGUCCAUCCUGAACUUCCACCAGGAGAAGAUGCUUUUGCUUUUGUACCUUCUUUACUUCCUCCUGCAGGUUGGUGCACAGUGCGUGUUUUCUUUCCUUCUCAUGUUCCAACACCUGCCCUUGGUGAGUCAAGCCAUCAUUCACUGCAGCACCGACAGCUGCCCCGGGCCCUAUUUCUGCCUGAUCAGGGGUACUAUGGAGAAGCGAAUGUCCAUCUACACCCUCGUCACCUUGUCCUUCAUGAUCAUCCUCUUCUGCUCAGGUUUCUUCAUAUACAGCAUCCAUCAUUACCUGUUAAAAGGCAUUGCCAGUGCAAAGUUUUGGCUCGACUAAUUUUGGAAGGUUUUAUUGUGAGUCUUUCCUCCCUUGCACUAGGAACUUCGUAUUCCUUUAAAUAUUGUGUCUGGGGCAGGGCUUCCUCCUGCUAACUUUCUUUGCUUUAGUCCUUCAUGAAAUAAACCUUGGAUGUU